Molecule: messenger RNA, 3286 nt
Organism: Porites lobata
Lineage: Eukaryota; Metazoa; Cnidaria; Anthozoa; Scleractinia; Poritidae
Source: the annotation of a GenBank genome assembly
UUUCCGGGCGAUACCCGAUGGCAUCUUUUGUACAAAGCAACCAGGGAUGGAUGGAACCCACAGAAUUUUCAUGAGAAGUGCGAUGGAAAGUGUCCAACUCUCGUUUUCAUCAAGAGUGACGACAAUGUCUUCGGAGGUUACGCAGAGAAACCAUGGUUCACACGUAAGUUUUAUAAACGAAGUAAAAUUAAGUAAUUGUCCCGAUAAGAAGGAAAGGACCAAAACACAGUGAACAAGUCGGUAUGCUAAAAGGUGCUAACUUUACUAUUGUCUCUACCAUGGUUCUGAUUGGUUUAAACAUCAAAUUUUACGAAAUCUUUGCAAAGCAGCAUGUAUAUUAAUCCCUUUUUUCUAUCCAACUUCCUUAUAGCAAAACCUCGUCUGAGUCUAAGUAACAUAGAAAUCGUAUGUGCGGAUCGUGUAAAAUUGUGAACAUUUCUUGGCCAUUGUUUGCAACUCUUGUGAUUGGUCGAAAUGUUUUAACACAAAAAUACACCCUUUAAAAGUGGACUUCAAAUGCAUUUUUUUUCGUAAACUGCCUUUUUGUAGAUUUAUGUAUUCUCUGCGUAAAAAUGAAAACAUUUCUAUGUGAGGAAAGCGUAUUGCGCCACAACAAAACAAAUUGCUUCGCUUUUUACCUGGAUCAUUACUUAAUAACAACGUACUCUGUAUUGUCAGGGGCACUUAGCGACGUUUUCCUCUUAAAUGCAUUGAACACAGUUUUCGGGCUACCCAGAGUACUUUAAGAUCUCUAGAAACGAAUUCUAAGGGGCGCUAUAAUAUUUGUAUGUGUUUGGUCAUCCUAGAGCAACCUGAGUCUUUUUCAAAUUACAAGGGUUUCAAUAUUGUUUUCCUGAAAUUUUAAGGUGGACCAACUAGAUUUUGAUUUUGAGCGUUUACUACGGCGGCAUUCAAAUAACAAAGACAUUAGGAAAAGAUUAUCACAGCUGUACUAUAAUCAUAAAGAUGAAAAUUUGUUAUGAUCGAUGUUUUAUUGACUUCGGUGCUGUCAUUACGUUUUUACCUGUUUUUGUUUUUCUCGGUAGCAGGAGUAUUUUUCCUCUCAGAAAUCGCUUAAAAAAGCUUAUUCCUUCCUUAGUUGCCUCGAUUAUAGCAAAGUUUAAACAAAUUUUAUGAGAGUAAAAAACGUAAUGGCGUCAUAACGUUGCCAUCGCAACUGCCAUGUAAAAAAAACAUAUAUCAUAACAAAUGUUCAUCUUCAUAUAGCACAGCGAGCUGUGGUAUCUUUUUUUCCGAUAUCCUUGUUCAUGCUGACAUGGUAAAUACUCAAACUUUCCCCUUAAAAAAAUCUAGUCCAGCCACUUUAAGAUGCUAUUUAAAACUUAACAUAGGUGAGGAUUUUACUAAUUCCUCUCUCUAUCACAUCUUUGAAUCCAAAACGUGUCUCCUUUUUUCUAUGAAAUAUAGCAUAACUUGGAAUUUGUAAGAUAAGCUUCGAAAACCAUAAAUGAAUGUGACGGUCAUAUAGAAAUUUUUAGCUUCCCUCAAGCUACAGAGAAUUCUAAGCAAUAUUUGUUUCUUCCAGCAGAUAUUUUAUACAAACAGUCGUUGGGUGCCCUUGUAUAGUCCGGCUGCUAGUCAUUCAGGUGGUACAAAAUCGUGCGUCAUGCUGGAGAGCAACAGACACACUGGGAAGAAUGACACAAUUUUGUUAGUCUUUACAUUAGAGCCUAAAUAAGCUAAGAAAUAUUUCAAGACAAGUAAAUUGUAAAUUCUUUAAGUAAAAGGAAGCUUCACACACAACCUAUCUUUUUUACUUCAGGUUAGCUUAGGCUGACAUGCUUUGCCUUUCUCAAAGCUCAAGAAACCGCAAGUUCGCAAAGUCGGUUUUAAGGAUGGUUUUCAAGUCACUUAAAACUUUUCUCGAAUUAAUCGUUUUAAUUUUCCGACUUUAAUUUGAUGCAAAGUAAAAUAACUUGAUAUUUUAUUCAGACCUUCACACACGUAUUUUUGGUGAAGUGAAACUUGACAGCUCUUAAGGCUUCCUUAAUGGCCUAGUGUAAAGACAACCAUAGAGCUCACAUCAUUAACUAGUAAAACUAUGCACCCUUAGCCACCUUCUUGCAUUGUAAGCUCCAGGGUUUAACCCGGAUGAUAAUGAGAGAAGAUGCAAAGUCAAAGAGUUCUACCUUUUUUCUCCAGAACGUUAUUUAAGGUAGUAUAACCCCCCCGAAAACGAAAUUUUCAAGAGAACAUUUAAACAGGGAAAUGGUCAAAUGUAACGGUGAUUAAUUUUGUUCCUGCAUGUAAAUUCAGGAUAAAUGCUUUGCACUCUGUAAGACUAACAACUGGUAGGAUGCCCCCCCCCCCUCCUCCCAGAGAAGUUUUUUUUAAGGACCGUACUGGUCUCCCAAUAAACAAAGGAACUUGUAUAUAGAGGUGCAUAGAAAGACUUAGGAUUUAUCUUGGGGUUGGGGUAUAGAAAUACAUGUUGUACGGAAACCCGUCAUUUAUCUGGUAUUUUACACCAUUUUUAACGGUCUUGAAGCGACACCACUAGCCUGCAAGUGAUCUUAAUCAACUGAAGUAUUUUUUAGAAGUUAUUCAUGUGGAAAUGCCGGGAGAAUUAAAGUUGCUUAGUUUAUCAACCAAAACGCUUCUCUAGGGAUGUGAUUGGGGUGCCUUUGUCAUCAAACGCGGAAUAGGAAAGGGUAAGGAAAAGAUUUACGAUACGUGUUGAUGGGGGAAGGAGGAAGGCAAUUCAAAAACGAUUUGUUUUAAAACGCAGUUCUAGUUAUGAGAAUGUUAUGAGAAUGCAGCAAAAUUCUUCCUGAUUGGGAUUCACAAGAUAACAACUGCGCUACGGCCAAAGGGCAUUCUCACCCCUCCCACCCCCUUCUUGAUCCCCCUCCUGAAUAUACAGGGUCAAGUACCAUUUUUUGUAACCUUAGUUUGAAUUUUAUUUUUAUUUUCGUUCCUUAAAAUUUCAGCUUCUGAGCGCAGUACUUGGAUUCCGUGUCCGUCGUCUUUUCUGUUCAGUUUACACAAUCCAAAGGGGUUUGCUCCAAAGAAGAUAUAUCCAGAUCCUUCUAGAGACGAAUAUUUAGUAGUUGGUGGAAUAAGGUGUGGCUCUUCUAUUGGACCAGCUUUCGGAACUAAAGGAGGAAGCGGCAUUUCAACACUGGGGUCAGAAAAAAAUCGUAGAUUUGGCUGGACGGCUUUUGGAUCUGGCUUCGGAGCCUCACUCAAGAAUGAAUAUCUAUUUGUCGGUAGAAACGAAUUUUUAACGACCGAUUUGGAAGUCUUUGGUCUCCCCAGUGAUUGA